This is a messenger RNA of Schistocerca serialis cubense, 4314 nucleotides long. RefSeq names its product cadherin-23-like. Gene Ontology annotation, cellular component: plasma membrane. Gene Ontology annotation, biological process: homophilic cell-cell adhesion. The coding region runs from base 25 to 4314 and encodes 1429 amino acids. Gene Ontology annotation, molecular function: calcium ion binding. The transcript is spliced from 29 exons. The record is from RefSeq and is a predicted model, not a curated record. NCBI's taxonomy places the organism in Eukaryota, Metazoa, Arthropoda, Insecta, Orthoptera, Acrididae.
GUCUGCGCGGACCACUCGAGGGAGAUGGGGGCAGCGGUGGUUGUCCGACUGCUGGCAUGGUGUCUGGUGGCGGCGACGGCGUCUGCCCAAACUGCCGGAGCAGCAUGGCAGACUCCGAAAUUCAUAGAGCCAUUGGACCACGCAGAUUUCACCUUCACAGAGAAUGAAGAAUCCCCAGGUGGCAUCAUUAUUAAUCUCAACGAACAUGCCACGCCCAUAAUCGCCUUAGUCAACUACGCAGGGACUACAAUGCCGAAAAGCUCAGCGGAGACGGACCUGAAAAUAGUGUAUGCCUGGUCGGCCGCUGAUAAUAUGUAUACCAUGUCGGUGACAGGAUCCUGUGACUAUGACAAUGGUGGCACAAAACAGUUCGAGUGGAAUGUCCAGAUCGGUGAUGAAAAAAAUUCGGUCACGGUCAACCUGGUGAAUAUCAAUGACAAUCCUCCUCAGUUCAUCAACCAAGAACGAUCCUGCAAGGUCGAAGAAUAUGUUGGUGAAGAGGAAGACUUCGUUGAGGUAAAGACAACCUGCUCUAUCACUGUUCGAGAUGCAGACGGGGAUGUCGACAAGACAGCUAUGACCGUCCUUGAGAAUGGAGAGACCGCUACGGCAUUCGAAGUGAGACAAGAGGGAAGUCCGCAAAAUGGGAAAACUGAACAGGAUUACGUAUUGUAUCUUGUGAAAGGCUUGGACUACGAGGAGUAUGCAGUACAUGUUCUCAACAUACGAGCAAACGAUGGAGUCAAUGAAACGACGAUAUCGUAUGUUGUGGACGUGAUCGACCUCCCUGAUACACCGCCAGUGUGGGAUAGUUUUCUGCCGUCUAUGAGCAUCAAUGAGAAAGACCCUCAAACAGCGACUGUGGUAGCACACGACGGUGACAUCAGUAUUAACGCCGAUAUCUCUUACAAGCUGGAAGCGAAGAAUGCUGAAUACCAAGGCUUAUUCGCGAUUGGAGAGACGGACGGAGUGCUGGAAAUCGGAUGGAUAAAUCGAGACGAGCUGAAGCAGGAAACGUUCGAGGUGCUGCUGACGGCGUACGAGACAGACGACCCUUCGUCGCUGGUCACACAGGACCUCGUGGUGAUCGUGAAGGACGUCAAUGAUAACAUACCUAAUAUCACAGCGACCAGCAUCAGCACAGCGGUCAACGAAAGCUACUCUGGUACUUUCGACUUCGGCAUCACCAUCGAAGAUCCAGACCUGGCGGACAACGGGCGCUUCAGCAUCGCUCUGGAAGAAAACGAGUGGAGCGACGCCUUCCUUGUGGUGCCAGCCAGCGGGUACCAGUCGACGAAGGUCACCAUCUCAGUGCUGAACCCUGCGAGCCUGGACUACGAGAACAGCGACUGGAGAACCAUUACGCUCACGGUCGUAGCAACGGAGGAGGCAGACAAAACCCACGUCACCACCAGGGAUUUCAUCAUCGACCUCAAAGACACCAACGAUGAAUUUCCGGAAUUUACAACCCAGUCGUUUGAAGCGGAGGUGUCAGAGAGCGCGGACUUAGAUUAUCUCGUCACCACUAUCAGCGCCACUGACAAGGAUGAAGGUGACCAGAUCAGUUACAGGAUGGUCCCAUCGACCCAGCUGCAGGUGGACGAACUCAGUGGAGAGGUGACCGUGAAGCGAACACUGGACUACGAGACCACUCCGGAGCUGACACUGCAGCUGACGGCCACUGAUCUGGCUGACCACCGUGCAUACGCUGAGCUGCUCGUCACCAUCAUCGACGUCAACGAUGAAGCUCCUGACAUAGACGCGGAGCCAUCCAUUACUAAUGUGACCGAGGUACCUGAGAAAGGUAAGGUCAUAGCACAAAUCACUGCCUCCGACCAAGACACGGAAGCAGUCCUGGAACUCUCCAUCGACUGGGACGCCUCUUCCGCCACCAAACUCGGUAGAAAAGUGGACGAAGUCGAUCAACUUCUCUACACAGGCGCCUUCGAAAUUGAGACUACUGAAGACAAUAAGAGAAAUGUAAUGGCAAACUUAGUUACCACUGGAUCUCCAGAACUGGACUGGGGCAAACUUGACACCAUCUACCUCGUGCUGGUGGCGCACGACACAGCUACGGAUCAGAAGUAUCUUGAUAACAGCAAGAAAACAGUCCAAAUGACAAUUACCAUCGAUGACAAAAACAACAACGCGCCAGUAUUCAAUGAAGUUGGCACGCUGAGUGUGAAGGAAGAGGAGGCCGACCUUCCGAUCGCAUUCAUAACCGCAGUGGAUGCUGACGGCCCUGGUAACAACGAUGUCGCAUACUCCAUUAGCGGUGAGCUGGAGAUGUACGACGGUUAUGUCACUAUAAACAGUGCGACGGGUGAAAUCCGGACAAUCAAGAAGAUAGAUUGCGACAAGGAGGGUUACGCCACCAUUUCAUUGGUCGUCAAAGCCAGUGACGGAGAGCUCGACACCACAAAGACAAUAUCGAUUUCUGUAAUCGACAUCAAUGACAAUGGACCGGUGUUCGAAGACUUCGAAACGACUGUAUCCAUCCCAGAACGCACCGAUGACGGCACAGAAAUCUUGCAGAUCAUCGCAACCGAUGCUGACAUCACAGAGAAAUUCAACACGAUCAGGUACCAAAUGCAGAACACCGACGACAACCAGCUCUAUUUUGCGGUGGACAGCGUGACUGGCGUCCUGAGUGUGAGGCUAGCCGAGGGAAAGGUGCUCCGUCGAGAAGACAAAGAGACCUUCACCAUCAACAUCGUGGCGCGGGACAACUACAUCGACGGAGUGCCUGGUGAUGGAGACUCCAACUCCAACUCGACAACAAUAAUCGUGACCCUAGAAGACAUCAACGACAACGCACCAGAAUUCUUAUCACCUGAUGAAGUCAUGGUGGAUGGGUGUUUCGUAUCGGACAUGGGUGAAAUCACUGAGGAGGUGUUGAAGGAUCAAAUUAUUGGAGAAGUAAAAGCGUUAGAUACUGAUGCCGGGGAAAAUGGAACUGUAUCCUACUCCAUCAUAUCCAUCACAGAUAUAAGUACAGGGGAAGAACCAGCACUUUUCACUGUUGAUGAGACCUCUGGAAUAGUGACAGCUGCUGUUGACCUCUUAGACUUGUGGGGCGAGUAUGACGUGUUAUUCAAGGCAGUUGAUCUUGGGUCACCACCUCUGACUGGCAAUAUCACCUACACCUUUUGUGUUAAAGAUGUAAAUAACCAUAAACCUUCCUUUGUGUACCCAGAAGAUGGAGACACCAUUCGCUUAAGAGAAACACAACGUGUUGGAAGCCGACUUUAUGAUUGGCAAAAUCAACCAUUACCAGAUUUUGAAGUCACAGAUGAGGAUGAUCCAUCAACUGGAAAUGGACAGGUGACAGUUACUGUCACAGGUGGGGCUGAAGAUAUCUUCACAAUAGGUGACAGUAAGGAUAAAAAUAAAUUCCAACUCUUACUCCUACAGCCACUUUCUGACUUCCCCAAAAACUCAAGCUUUGAGUUACAACUGACAGCAAUGGAUGGUGGAGUUCCAGUACAAUCAAGAAAUAUAACGUUGCACAUCAAGAUCAUAACUAUUACAGAACAGCCCCCUAUUUUCUCAAAUCCACAGUGGACAACAAGUUUUCCAGAGAAUAGCAGCGGCAUUAAUGAGAUCAGAAUAAUACCAGAGGCAACAGAUCCCAACAAUGAAAAUCUUGAUGAAGAUGACCAACAGGCUAUAUACUAUUAUAUUGUUGGUGGAGAUGAGGAUUUGUUUCAGCUGAAUAACACCUCUCGUGAAUUAAAACUGAAUGGUCAAGAAUUAGAUUAUGAAAAUGCUACAAGCCACACCAUAUAUGUACUAGCAACUAAUAGUGAAAAAAAACCAGAAGAAGACCCUGCUCUUGAGAACAAUGAUUCAGUACUGAAAUGCAUAAUACAAGUAACAGAUGUAAAUGACAUGCCUCCAGAAUUUGAAAAUAAUUUGAUUGCUGGAGGAUUUACUAUUGACUUUGCAGUUGGUACAGUCAUCUUGACUGUUAAGGCCACUGAUCCAGAUCUGAAUGACGUGGUAACUUAUCGCCUGUACGGUGACAUUAGUGCAUCCACUGACAGUCUAACCAGUAUUAAAGAUAAUGCACUAUUGGUAGAAGAAAAUGGUGAUAUAGUUCUCAAUUUUGAACCACAAGAUGAGACACUGGAUGGAUUCUUUUCAUUUGAAGUACGUGCUAGGGAUUCAUUUAGUCCAGAUGACGUAUUUGGUCAUUAUGCAGAUGCCGAAGUGCAGGUGCAUGUAAUAUCAAAUAUUCAUCGAGUCACAUUCCAGUUCCUCAACAACAGGACAUAUGUUGAGAGCACAAGAGAUAUGGCAAGUAAAAGCUAG